Fraxinus pennsylvanica is the source of this 303-nucleotide messenger RNA. Lineage: Eukaryota; Viridiplantae; Streptophyta; Magnoliopsida; Lamiales; Oleaceae. The record is from the annotation of a GenBank genome assembly.
AUGCUCUUUGAAUUGUUAUGUUCAAUAGUGGGUUUGGUGACAAAGCCUCUCUCACUAGUUAAGGAGCGUGAUCCAGUUGAAAGAAUUAGGAAGCUUGUUCUAUCUCAUGAUCUAGCGACUGAGAAGGAGCUGAAGGAUAUUGAGAAAGAAGUGAGAAAAGAAGUAGAUGAAGCAAUUGCACAAGCUAAGAUAACUCAGCACAAAUGGGCAGGACCAUUUAUGCAACCUGUGGAUGUGGUAGGUCUUGGUUUGCACGAUGACUAUGAGGAGAAAAGACGGAAAGAGGAAGAAGCAGAGAUGUAG